CUUUCCUCCGCCACUACUAGAGAGAGAGAUAUGGGAAGCGACAGUGAAACGGAGAAAUCACAGAAGGAGAGAAAGAAGAUCCUGGCUCUCGCUCCCAUAGCGAAACCGCUGGCGGGGAAGAAGCUUUGCACGAGAGCUCACAAGCUCGUCAAAAGAGCUUCUGAACAUAAAUGCUUGAAAAGGGGAGUGAAGGAGGUGGUUAAGAGUAUCCGACGCGGUAACAAAGGUUUAUGCAUUAUAGCAGGAAACAUUUCUCCUAUUGAUGUUAUCACGCAUCUUCCAAUCUUAUGUGAAGAAUCUGAUAUUCCUUAUGUAUACGUUCCCUCGAAGGAAGAUCUUGCUACUGCUGGAGCCACCAAGAGGCCUACUUGCUGUGUGUUGGUACUAACAAAGCCCACCAAGGGGGAGCUGGGCCAGGAGGAACAAGAGAAACUGAAGGCAGAUUAUGAUCAAGUUGUGUCAAAUGUGGCUGAACUUACAUUAUCUCUCUUCUGAAGAGUUAGCUGAACUGAAUCAACCACUGUACUAAGG
Telopea speciosissima is the source of this 531-nucleotide messenger RNA. RefSeq names its product H/ACA ribonucleoprotein complex subunit 2-like protein. Gene Ontology annotation, molecular function: box H/ACA snoRNA binding. Gene Ontology annotation, cellular component: nucleolus; box H/ACA snoRNP complex. Bases 31 to 495 code for a protein of 154 amino acids. Lineage: Eukaryota; Viridiplantae; Streptophyta; Magnoliopsida; Proteales; Proteaceae. The transcript is spliced from 5 exons. The record is from RefSeq and is a predicted model, not a curated record. Gene Ontology annotation, biological process: rRNA pseudouridine synthesis; snRNA pseudouridine synthesis.